Molecule: messenger RNA, 5813 nt
Organism: Meriones unguiculatus (Mongolian gerbil)
Lineage: Eukaryota; Metazoa; Chordata; Mammalia; Rodentia; Muridae
Product: transcription initiation factor TFIID subunit 1-like
Exons: 38
Coding region: 1-5673 (1890 amino acids)
Biological process (GO): transcription by RNA polymerase II; RNA polymerase II preinitiation complex assembly; DNA-templated transcription initiation
Cellular component (GO): transcription factor TFIID complex
Molecular function (GO): DNA binding; histone acetyltransferase activity; RNA polymerase II general transcription initiation factor activity
Source: RefSeq, a predicted model, not a curated record
AUGGAGCCCGGCUGGGCGGCGAGGCUGUCCGCGCCCCGUGCUGGCACCCCUGCCGCCAUGUCGGACACGGACAGCGACGAGGACUCCACCGGAGGAGGCCCGUUUUCUUUAACGGGCUUCCUGUUCGGCAACAUCAACGGAGCAGGGCAGCUGGAGGGCGAAAGCGUCCUGGAUGAUGAGUGUAAGAAACAUCUUGCAGGCUUGGGGGCUUUAGGUCUGGGCAGCCUGAUCACUGAACUCACGGCGAAUGAAGAAUUGGCUGGGACUGGUGGUUCCUUGCUAAAUGAUGAAGGCUGGAUUAGGAGUAGAGAAGAUGCUGUGGACUAUUCAGACAUCAGCGAGGUGGCAGAAGAUGAAAGCCGAAGAUAUCAGCAGACAAUGGGGAGCUUGCAACCCCUUUGCCGAGAUUAUGAUGAAGAUGACUAUGAUGCUGAUUGUGAAGACUUUGAUUGCAAGUUGAUGCCUCCCCCACCACCACCCCCAGGACCAGCAAAGAAAGAGAAGGACCAAGAUGGUGUUACUGGUGUGUCUGAAGAUGGAGAAGGCAUUAUCUUGCCUUCCAUCAUUGCCCCUUCCUCUUUGGCCUCAGAGAAAGUGGAUUUCAGUAGUUCCUCUGACUCAGAAUCUGAGAUGGGAGCUCAGGAAACAACACAGGCAGAAUCUAAGGAUGGAAAGCUGACGUUACCAUUGGCUGGGAUUAUGCAACAUGAUGCCACCAAGCUGUUGCCAAAUGUCACAGAACUUUUUCCAGAAUUUAGGCCUGGAAAGGUGUUACGCUUUUUACGGCUUUUUGGACCAGGGAAGAAUGUCCCAUCUGUUUGGAGGAGUGCUCGGAGAAAGAGGAAAAAGAAGCACCGUGAACUUAUAAUACAGGAAGAGCAGACCCAGGAGGAGUGCUCAGGAGAAUUAGAAGUCAACCAGAAAUCUCUGUGGAACUAUGACUAUGCUCCACCUCCCCCACCAGAGCAAUGUCUCUCUGAUGAUGAAAUCACAAUGAUGGCUCCUGUGGAAUCCAAGUUUUCCCAGUCAACUGGAGACACCAAUAAAGUGAUGGAUACCAAACCAAGAGUGGCAGAAUGGCGUUAUGGACCUGCCCGGUUGUGGUACGAUAUGCUAGGAGUCCCUGAAGAUGGCAGUGGGUUUGACUAUGGCUUCAAAAUAAGGAAGACUGAACAUGAACCUACAACGAAAUGCGACCUGGUGAAGAAAUUAAGAAAACCUGAGGAAAGCAAAGGUGCUGAUCUUCUGGCAGAUGAAAACUUCCUAAUGGUGACACAACUACAUUGGGAAGAUGAUAUCAUCUGGGAUGGGGAGGAUGUGAAGCACAAAGGAACAAAACCUCAGCGUGCAAGUUUGGCAGGCUGGCUUCCUUCCAGUAUGACUAGGAAUGCUAUGGCUUACAAUGUUCAGCAAGGUUUUGCAGCCACAUUGGAUGAUGAUAAACCUUGGUACUCCAUUUUCCCCAUUGAUAAUGAAGAUCUGGUGUAUGGACGUUGGGAGGAUAAUAUCAUUUGGGAUGCUCAGGCCAUGCCUAGGAUUUUGGAGCCUCCUGUCUUGACACUUGAUCCCAAUGAUGACAACUUGAUUUUGGAGAUUCCUGAUGAGAAGGAAGAAGCUACUUCUGAUUCCCCUUCCAAGGAGAAUAAGAAAGAAUCAUCUCUGAAGAAGAGUCGAAUUCUCUUAGGAAAAACAGGAGUCAUCAAGGAAGAGCCACAGCAGAACAUGUCUCAGCCAGAAAUGAAAGAUCCAUGGAAUCUCUCCAAUGAUGAGUAUUACUAUCCCAAGCAACAAGGUCUUCGAGGGACUUUUGGAGGGAAUAUCAUUCAGCACUCAAUUCCAGCUGUAGAAUUACGGCAGCCCUUCUUUCCCACCCACAUGGGACCCAUGAAACUCCGGCAGUUCCAUCGCCCACCUCUGAAAAAGUACUCCUUUGGGGCACUAUCUCAGCCAGGACCACACUCAGUCCAGCCUUUGCUGAAGCACAUCAAGAAGAAGGCAAAGAUGAGAGAACAAGAGAGGCAAGCCUCAGGUGGUGGAGAGAUGUUUUUUAUGCGCACACCUCAGGAUCUCACAGGCAAAGAUGGAGACCUCAUUCUUGCAGAAUACAGUGAGGAAAAUGGACCAUUAAUGAUGCAAGUUGGCAUGGCAACCAAGAUUAAAAACUACUAUAAACGAAAACCUGGAAAAGAUCCUGGAGCCCCAGACUGCAAAUAUGGAGAAACUGUUUAUUGCCACACAUCUCCUUUCCUGGGCUCUCUUCAUCCUGGCCAGUUACUGCAGGCUUUUGAGAACAACCUUUUUCGUGCUCCAAUUUAUCUUCAUAAGAUGCCAGAGACUGACUUCCUGAUCAUUCGAACAAGGCAGGGCUACUAUAUUCGAGAACUAGUGGAUAUUUUUGUGGUGGGCCAGCAGUGUCCUUUGUUUGAAGUUCCUGGUCCUAACUCCAAAAGGGCCAAUACACACAUCCGAGACUUUCUGCAGGUUUUCAUUUAUCGCCUCUUUUGGAAGAGUAAAGAUAGGCCACGGAGGAUCCGGAUGGAAGAUAUAAAGAAAGCCUUUCCGUCGCAUUCAGAAAGCAGCAUCCGGAAGAGGCUAAAGCUCUGUGCUGACUUCAAACGUACAGGGAUGGAUUCAAACUGGUGGGUGCUGAAGUCUGAUUUUCGUUUACCAACGGAAGAGGAGAUCAGAGCUAUGGUAUCCCCAGAACAGUGCUGUGCUUAUUAUAGCAUGAUAGCUGCAGAGCAGAGACUAAAGGAUGCUGGCUAUGGAGAGAAGUCCUUCUUUGCUCCUGAGGAAGAAAAUGAAGAAGAUUUCCAGAUGAAGAUUGAUGAUGAAGUUCGUACUGCUCCUUGGAAUACUACAAGGGCUUUCAUUGCUGCCAUGAAGGGCAAAUGUCUCCUGGAGGUGACUGGAGUAGCAGAUCCCACUGGCUGUGGUGAAGGGUUCUCCUAUGUGAAGAUUCCAAACAAACCAACACAGCAGAAGGAUGAUAAGGAGCCUCAGCCAGUGAAAAAGACAGUCACGGGAACAGAUGCAGACCUUCGUCGCCUGUCUCUGAAAAACGCCAAGCAACUUCUUCGUAAAUUUGGUGUGCCUGAGGAGGAGAUUAAAAAGUUGUCCCGCUGGGAAGUUAUUGAUGUAGUACGCACAGUGUCAACAGAACAGGCUCGCUCUGGAGAGGGCCCCAUGAGCAAAUUUGCCCGUGGAUCAAGGUUUUCUAUGGCUGAGCAUCAAGAGCGUUACAAAGAGGAAUGUCAGCGCAUCUUUGACCUACAGAACAAGGUUUUGUCAUCAACUGAAGUCUUAUCCACAGACACAGACAGCAGCUCAGCUGAAGACAGUGACUUUGAGGAAAUGGGAAAGAACAUAGAGCACAUGCUGCAGAACAAGAAAACAAGCUCUCAGCUAUCUCGGGAGCAGGAGGAGCAGGAACGGAAGGAACUCCAGCGGAUGCUACUGGCAGCAGCAGGCUCAGCAGCAGCAGGAAACAAUCAGAGAGAUGAUGAUACACCUUCGGUGACUAGCCUUAACUCUUCUGCCACUGGCCGCUGUCUCAAAAUUUAUCGAACAUUUCGAGAUGAAGAGGGGAAAGAAUAUGUUCGUUGUGAGACAGUCCGAAAACCAGCAGUUAUUGAUGCUUAUAUGCGCAUACGGACCACAAAAGAUGAAGAAUUCAUUCGAAAAUUUGCUCUUUUUGAUGAGCAACAUCGAGAAGAGAUGCGAAAAGAACGUCGAAGGAUUCAAGAGCAAUUGAGGAGACUUAAACGGAACCAGGAAAAGGAGAAGCUGAAGGGUCCUCCGGAGAAAAAGCCCAAAAAAAUGAAGGAACGUCCUGACUUAAAACUGAAAUGUGGAGCAUGUGGUGCCAUUGGGCACAUGAGGACAAAUAAAUUCUGCCCCCUUUAUUAUCAAACAAAUGCUCCACCUUCUAACCCUGUCGCCAUGACAGAAGAACAGGAGGAGGAGCUGGAAAAGACAGUCAUUCAUAAUGAUAAUGAAGAACUUAUAAAGGUUGAAGGGACCAAGAUCGUUUUGGGAAAACAGCUCAUUGAGAGUGCGGAUGAAGUUCGCAGGAAAUCUCUGGUCCUGAAGUUCCCUAAGCAACAACUUCCUCCCAAGAAAAAGCGGCGGGUUGGAACCACUGUUCACUGUGACUAUUUGAAUAAACCUCAUAAAUCCAUCCACCGGCGACGGACAGACCCUAUGGUGACACUGUCUUCUAUCUUAGAGUCUAUCAUCAAUGACAUGAGAGAUCUUCCCAAUACAUACCCUUUCCAUACUCCAGUUAAUGCGAAGGUUGUAAAGGACUACUACAAAAUCAUCACUCGUCCAAUGGAUUUACAGACACUCCGUGAAAAUGUGCGCAAACGCCUCUAUCCAUCUCGGGAAGAAUUCAGAGAGCAUUUGGAACUAAUUGUGAAAAAUAGUGCAACCUAUAAUGGGCCAAAACACUCACUGACUCAGAUUUCUCAAUCCAUGCUGGAUCUCUGUGAUGAAAAACUCAAAGAGAAAGAGGAUAAGUUGGCACGUUUAGAGAAAGCUAUCAACCCCUUGCUUGAUGAUGAUGACCAAGUAGCAUUUUCUUUUAUUCUGGAUAACAUUGUUACUCAGAAAAUGAUGGCAGUUCCAGAUUCUUGGCCAUUUCAUCACCCAGUUAAUAAGAAGUUUGUUCCAGAUUAUUAUAAAGUGAUUGUCAGUCCAAUGGAUUUGGAGACUAUACGUAAGAAUAUCUCCAAGCACAAGUACCAGAGUCGAGAGAGCUUUCUAGAUGAUGUAAACCUGAUUCUGGCCAACAGUGUUAAGUACAAUGGGCCUGAGAGUCAAUAUACAAAGACUGCUCAGGAGAUUGUGAACGUUUGUUACCAGACAUUAACCGAGUAUGAUGAACAUUUGACUCAACUUGAGAAAGAUAUUUGUACAGCUAAAGAAGCAGCUUUGGAGGAAGCAGAAUUAGAAAGCCUGGACCCAAUGACUCCAGGACCUUAUACACCGCAGCCUCCUGACUUGUAUGAUAACAGCACAUCUCUCAGUGUUUCUCAAGAUGCUUCUGUUUAUCAAGAUGAGAGCAACAUGUCUGUCUUGGAUAUUCCCAGUGCAAUUUCAGAAAAGCAGCUAACGCAGGAAGGGGAAGACAGAGAUGGUGAUCUUGCAGAUGAAGAGGAAGGAACUGUACAGCAGCCCCAGGCCAGUGUGCUCUAUGAGGAUUUGCUCAUGUCUGAAGGAGAAGAUGAUGAGGAAGGUGCUGGGAGUGAUGAAGAAGAAGAUAACCCUUUCUUUGCUAUUCAGCUCAGUGAAAGUGGAAGUGACUCUGAUGUGGGAUCUGGCAGUAUCAGACCCAAACAUCCCUGUGUGCUUCAAGAGAGUACAAGGAUGGGCAUGGAAAAUGAAGAAAACAUGAUGUCCUAUGAGGGAGAUGGUGAGGAGGCUCCCCAUGGUUUGGAGGAUAGCAACAUCAGCUAUGGGAGCUAUGAGGAGCCUGAUCCCAAGUCGAACACCCAGGAUACAAGCUUCAGCAGCAUCGGUGGGUAUGAGGUAUCAGAGGAGGAAGAAGAUGAGGAAGAGCAACGUUCUGGGCCCAGCGUCCUAAGUCAGGUUCACCUGUCAGAGGACGAGGAGGACAGCGAGGAUUUCCACUCCAUUGCUGGAGACAGUGACUUGGACUCUGAUGAAUGAGGCUUCCUUUAAGCCUCUUCAGUCAGCCCAGGUCAAUUACCUUUCCCCCAGCUUGUUUAUGUGUGUAGGGGCUAAUAAUGACAUUACAAGAUUCACAUCUUAACUUCAGUAAUGAAUAAAAUAGUAAUCAUUUCUCCAAA